This is a messenger RNA of Asparagus officinalis (garden asparagus), 1672 nucleotides long. Its product is annotated as premnaspirodiene oxygenase-like. NCBI's taxonomy places the organism in Eukaryota, Viridiplantae, Streptophyta, Magnoliopsida, Asparagales, Asparagaceae. The transcript is spliced from 2 exons. Gene Ontology annotation, molecular function: monooxygenase activity; oxidoreductase activity, acting on paired donors, with incorporation or reduction of molecular oxygen; heme binding. The record is from RefSeq and is a predicted model, not a curated record. The coding region runs from base 1 to 1506 and encodes 501 amino acids.
AUGACAGUCCCAUGCCUGCCUUCCCUUCUCUUGAUCAUAAGCUUCGCCUUCCUAUUCCUGAUCAAGCUGGUAAAACCCCGUAAACCUCAAAAUUUCAAAUUACUACCCCCCGGACCAAAAAUGCUACCCAUCAUCGGAAGCAUGCACCAUCUAAUUGGAUCCUUACCCCAUCAUAUCCUCCGUGACUUGGCCAAAACCUAUGGCCCUCUCAUGCACCUAAAGCUUGGUGAAAUCUCAACUAUUGUUGUGUCUUCCAAGGAAAUGACCAGAGAGAUAAUGAAAGAUCAUGACAUCAAAUUUGCAUCAAGGCCCAAUAUCCUCUCUGCCAAAAUCAUGCUUUACGACCACCGUGACUUGGUGUUCGCUCCUUACGGAGAAUACUGGAGGCAGUUGCGCAAGCUCUUUGUGGUAGAGCUGUUGAGCGCCAAAAGGGUUCAGUCAUUUCGAUCCAUUAGAGAAGAGGAGGCACUUGGUCUCAUGAGAAAGAUCGGUUCCAUGAGCCCGUUGCCUGUUAAUCUAACCGAGUUGCUCCAUUCGUUUGGAAAUGACAUGACUGCACAAAUUGCUUUUGGAAACAAAUGCAAAGAUGUUGGCACUUAUUUGAAAGCAAUGAAAGAAGGAUUGGAGUUAUCGAGUGGAUUCUGCUUGGCUGAUCUUUUCCCUUCAUCGACAUUGAUUCGUUCAGUCACUAGGUUGAAGUUUAAGCUUGAGAAAUGUCACCAUAAGGUUGAUAGGAUUCUUGAAAGGAUCAUACUAGAUCACAAGGAUAAAAGGGGUAUGGAGUUCAAAAAUGCCGAAACUCUGGAAGAGAAUUUUCUGGAUGUUCUCUUUAAUCUUCAAGCACAUGGUGGGCUAGGAAUAUAUCUUACAGAUACCAACAUAAAGGCAAUCAUUUUUGAUGUAUUUGCUGCAGGCAGUGGAACAACUGCGGCAGCCAUGACUUGGACUAUGUCCGAACUGAUACAAAACCCUCGAGUUCUGAAGAAAGCCCAAGCCGAAGUAAGAGAAGUUGUAGGUUGCGAAGGCAAGGUAACAGAGGUCCACAUAAAAAAACUGAACUACUUAAAACUAGUAGUAAAAGAAACUUUAAGAUUGCACCCUUCAGCUCCCCUCCUGAUCCCAAGAGAAUGCUCAGAGCAAUGUCAGGUACACGGUUAUGAUAUACCUGCAGGUACCCGUGUCGUGUUCAAUGCAUGGGCGAUGGGGAGGGAUCCAAUGUACUGGGAUGAGCCUGAGAUGUUCAGGCCAGAGAGAUUUGAAGGGAGCUCAGUUGAUUUGAAGGGAACGGAUUAUGAAUUCAUACCUUUUGGAGCUGGAAGAAGAAUUUGUCCAGGAAUUUUAUUUGGAAUGGCUUCAAUGGAGCUGGUUCUUGCUAAUCUUCUAUUUUAUUUUGAAUGGAGUUUGCCUGAGGGCAUAAAGGAGCUUGAUAUGACUGAGAAGUUUGGAUUAGGCGCUCGCCGCAAAUAUGAUCUCAUUUUGUGUGCGACUCCUUAUGUUUCAUUAUAAAUUGUGUUCUCAAGGUUUCAAUUUCUCUCCAAAAGCCUGAGUAUUAUUGAAGGUUAUGCUCAAGCUAUGUUGCUUCUUACAUGCAUAUAUUUUGCAAUAUCAAAUGUAUUGUUUAAGAGUUUAUUUGGAAUUUAAUAAUCUAAUUUUGUUGGGCAUUAGCUUGACA